AGUUGCUCCCGAAGUUUCGUUUUAAAACGGAAAAAAUUGUUGAAAAGUGCAACGACCGUGAAGUGCCCCACAAAAAUGACUCUGUGGCGGUAAAAUUAAAAUAAAAAUCCAAAGAUUGUAUUACGAAAAGUCUAAUUAACCACCGAUCGAUUAGCGGGGACCGCCAUGGCUUGUUUUAAACGCCUGGAAACCAAAAGACUGCCCGAGGAUGUGGACGAUGGCCUCGAGACCCUGGAGGAGUACAAGCAGCGCUGGCGCUCUGUCCGCAUCAUUUACUUCACAAUGUUCCUGAUGGCUCUAGGAUUCAGCAUCAUUCUCACCGGCAUUUGGCCAUUUCUUAAGAAGUUAGAUCCCGAUGCCGGCAAGGAGUUCAUGGGUCUGAUUGUGGCCGCCAAUCCCUUGGGUCAGAUGAUCUUCAGCCCGAUCUUUGGCUGGUGGGGCAACAAGCUGGGCACCAUCCGAUUUCCACUGCUCGUCUCGCUGGCGCUCUUCACAUUCGCCAGUGGUCUGUAUUCCUCACUGGAGCUGCGUCCCGACAAUGUCAAGUACUGGAUGCUGGUCUCCAGAUUCCUCAUUGGAGUCAGCUCCGCGAAUAUAGCUCUGUGUCGGUCAUAUCUAUCCGCCGCCACGCGGAUCAGCGAGCGUACACAUGCCGUUUCCAUGGUUUCCCUGGCUCAGGUGCUGGGCUUCAUCAUUGGGCCGACUCUCCAGGCGGCAGUGACUCCUUUGGGAGAUGUGGGCCACAUUUGGCUAGGGGGUCUUAUGCACUUUAAUAUGUACACUGCAUCCGGAUGGAUCAAUGUGGUGAUGAGUAUUAGCAACUUUAUGCUAUUCCUCCCAUUUGUGUUUCAGGAGCACAAAAUAGCUGCCAGGGAGGUGAUGGUCAUGCAGGGAGGCACUUCGGAGCGCGAAACCUGGAAGGGCAUCAAACCCAACUAUCUCUCCGCCUGGACUUUGAUCGUCGCCUUCUUCGUUCUGGUCUUCAACUUUGUGUUGCUGGAAACUCUGGGCACUUCCCUGACCAUGGACAUGUUUGCCUGGUCCAACGACGAGGCACUCUGGUACAUGGGCAUCAUGAUGACAGUGGCCGCCAUCGUCUCCCUCAUCACCUUCGUUCUAAUCGAACCCAUGUGCAAGCUGUUCGCCGAACGCUAUGUCCUCAUCUGGGGCGGCUUCUCGCUCAUGUUCCUCGGAAGAGUGCUCUUCGUACCAUGGGGUCCUGAUCCUCCCAAGCUGGCACAGCCCUUCAACGCCAGUCUCAAUCUGAGUUCCGAUGAUCCCAUCUACUUGGGUUGCCCGCCAACGCAGGAGUGGUGCGGCGAGCUGCCGGCCCUCACGCUGACGCAGUUCAUCAUUGGCUUCGCCCUAACAUCGGUUGGAUAUCCCAUUGGAGUGACCCUGAUCCAGACCAUCUUUUCCAAGGUGCUGGGUCCGCGACCGCAGGGCGUCUGGAUGGGCUGGAUGACGGGCUCUGGUUGCCUGUCGCGUGUUCUGGGUCCCGUUUUUGUAGGCUCCAUCUACACCAGGCUGGGAACCAACUGGACCUUCGGGGUGACCUCGUUCAUGAUGCUUGUAUCGAUGCUGGUGCUGCAGUGCAGCAAGUAAGUCUAUACAUCAAAU
Molecule: messenger RNA, 1620 nt
Organism: Drosophila bipectinata
Lineage: Eukaryota; Metazoa; Arthropoda; Insecta; Diptera; Drosophilidae
Gene: Cln7
Product: CLN7/MFS domain-containing 8
Biological process (GO): transmembrane transport
Cellular component (GO): lysosomal membrane
Molecular function (GO): transmembrane transporter activity
Source: RefSeq, a predicted model, not a curated record